Molecule: messenger RNA, 1328 nt
Organism: Saimiri boliviensis boliviensis (Bolivian squirrel monkey)
Lineage: Eukaryota; Metazoa; Chordata; Mammalia; Primates; Cebidae
Gene: STARD5
Product: StAR related lipid transfer domain containing 5
Biological process (GO): cholesterol import
Molecular function (GO): cholesterol binding; cholesterol transfer activity
Source: RefSeq, a predicted model, not a curated record
GCCUCUCUGGGAGCUCGAGCUUCCAGGCUCCCCGCGUCCCGCGCGGCCGCUCCUUACAACCGCGACCCCGCGGCCAGACGCCGCUCUCGGCGCCAUGGACCCGGCGCUGGCGGCCGAGAUGAGCGAGGCUGUGGCCGAGAAGAUGCUCCACUACCGGCGAGACACAGCAGGCUGGAAGAUUUGCCGGGAAGGCAAUGGAGUUUCAGUUUCCUGGAGGCCAUCUGUGGAGUUUCCAGGGAACCUGUACCGAGGAGAAGGCAUUGUAUUUGGGACACCAGAGGCGGUGUGGGACUGUGUGAAGCCGGCUGUUGGGGGCCUGCGAGUGAAGUGGGAUGAGAAUGUGAACGGUUUUGAAAUUAUCGAAAGCAUCACUGAUACCCUGUGUGUAAGCAGAACUUCCACCCCCUCGGCUGCCAUGAAGCUCAUUUCUCCCAGAGACUUUGUGGACUUGGUGCUAAUCAAGAGAUACGAGGAUGGGACCAUCAGUUCCAACGCCAGCCAUGUGGAACAUCCAUUAUGCCCCCCGAAGCCAGGCUUUGUGAGAGGAUUUAACCAUCCUUGUGGUUGCUUCUGUGAACCUCUUCCAGGGGAACCCACCAAGACCCACCUGGUCACAUUCUUCCAUACCGACCUCAGUGGUUACCUCCCCCAGAACGUGGUGGAAUCCUUCUUCCCCCGCAGUAUGACCCGCUUUUAUGCCAACCUUCAGAGAGCAGUGAAGCAAUUCCAUGACUAAUGUGAUCAGUACUUGUUGACAAAGAACCCCCGUGACUCAUCAAGGAGCUCCAGCUGUUGGGACACCAGGAAGCCUGGGAGCACCCGAAGGCCUGUGUUUACUCUUUGGACCAAGCUGACAGACUGCGCUUCUCUGAGAAUGCCAACCAGAGGCUGCAGCCCACCCUUCCUGCCUCCUGCCCCACUCAGGGUUGGCAUGUAAUGACCAUUCACGUGCUCCAAACUCUAUCUGCCCGUUGUCCAAACACGCCUGUCCUGGCAGGGUGGACCCAUUCUUCUGACCGUCUGACCAGGACUCGGCCUGGACACCAUUUGAGGUACUCUGGCCCCAAUCCUUCCUUUGCCUGUCACUCUCAGAAGCCACGUUUCCCUGACUGUCACAGAGAAUCACCAUCGCCACUGAAAACCAGGCCCUGUUGCCUUUUAAGCAUCUAUAGCUCCGCGCUCGCGCUGCAGGACUGUAUCAGAAACAUAUUUUUCUGAUAUCAACCUUGUAUACGGCUCUAAUGCUGCAAAAGAUUUUUUUUUUCCUUAAAAUGGUGUCAACUUGGCAAAUAAUGGUUUAAAAAUGGGAUAAGCAUUAAGGAAAAACA